UAGAAAUCCCAGGACCAAGGUCCAACUAGACUGGAGAAAGUAACUCAACGUGAAACUACUUUAAACAAACAGGCAUUCAGUGGAGUGUUGCUUCAAAUUAUUAUUUUGUAUUUAUUUUUUGAUUGUUCUGAAAUCACUUUCACUGGAUUAUGAAUAAUGGCAUCUGUGAUCUGCUUGACUGUACUGACAAUAGCCGUCAUCACACAGGUGACCGCUGGCUGCCCAGCAGUGUGUGAGUGCCCUGCAGGGCCCCUCGCCUGCCCUCCGGGUGUGAGCGCCGUGUCAGACGGAUGCGGCUGCUGCAAGGUGUGUGCUGCACAGCUGAACCAGGACUGCAGCUCCAUGAGGCCGUGUGACCAUCACAAAGGGCUGGAGUGUAAUUAUGGCAAUGAUGUAACCAUGACCUGGGGCAUCUGUCGAGCUAAAUCUGAGGGACGAUCAUGCGAGUACAAUGGAGGCAUCUACCAGAAUGGUGAGAGCUUCAGUGCUGGCUGUAAACACCAGUGUACCUGCAUUGACGGCGCUGUUGGCUGUGCUCCGCUCUGCCACAACACUCUGCCGCCGGCUUCACCGUCCUGCCCUUAUCCACGGCUGGUCAGGAUACCUGGCCAGUGCUGCUUCAGUGUGGACUGUCAUCAGGGCACCUGGCACCUCCCACCUAAGCAUCAGGUUCCUCCACUACAGCACCACCUGCCCGGAGCUGAGCUCUACCCAGCUGCACGCCAACCUGAGAACAAGUUGCUUCUGACCAACGAGCUUGCAGAUGUUAAGCUUAGAGGUUGGGAGAGUGAACACGGCUACAAACAUGUGCGCGUGUGGAAUCAUGUGAAGGAAAUGAAGUGCCAGGUGCAGACCACAAACUGGUCCCCGUGCUCCCGCAGCUGCGGGACGGGCAUUUCAUCUCGAGUCACCAACAGGAACCCUCGGUGUAAGCUGGAGAGAGAGACGAGGAUCUGCACCGUCAGGCCGUGCCAAGGCCUGGCCGUUAAAGCCAAGAGAGGAAAGAAGUGUUCCCUCACCCAGAAAGCGCCUGAGCCCAUCCGGCUUUCCUACGGUGAAUGUGCGAGUGUCCGCCUCUACCGGCCCAACUACUGCAGUGUGUGCACAAAUGGACGAUGCUGCUCGCCACGCCACACGCGCACUGUACCUGUGACCUUUGUUUGCCCAGACGGAGAGCGCUUUCAAAAGUCUGCCAUGUUUAUCCUGUCAUGUAAAUGCAGUAACAACUGUGGCCACCUCAAUGAAGUGGCCCUCCCUCCACAGCACUGGAUGUAUGGAGACACACACAAGUACAUAGACUAGUCCUGAGGCCGCUUAUGUAAUUUGAUUAGAAUGUGAUCAGGUCAACUUUCUUGAUGAAGGAAGACGCUUCAAGACGAGGAGUCUUUUUCUUUUUAAAGAAAUCUGGCUCCAAGUGAGUGAAGACCACAGGCACCUGCCUGAAUACAAAGACUGUGUGGAAGUGGCAACCUUUAAUAUAAAAAGUGUGACCAGAGUGGAACAGACGUGGGACCUAAACUAGAGCCCUGAAGCACACCUGGACCCUUCUCAUUGGACCGAGAGCUGGUUCAGGUGUUGGAGUAUUUUUUUUUUUUUUUUUUUUGGAAACAC
Molecule: messenger RNA, 1611 nt
Organism: Solea senegalensis (Senegalese sole)
Lineage: Eukaryota; Metazoa; Chordata; Actinopteri; Pleuronectiformes; Soleidae
Product: CCN family member 1-like
Exons: 6
Coding region: 157-1302 (381 amino acids)
Biological process (GO): signal transduction
Cellular component (GO): extracellular region
Molecular function (GO): protein binding
Source: RefSeq, a predicted model, not a curated record